GCAGCCGCGGGGCGAGAGCCGGCGCGAGGGUGGGCACGCGGCGGGGGGCCGCCGGUUCGGGGCAGGAAGGAAGCCCCCCCUUUCCCCCCCCCCAAGGGGGCUGGCACGCCGCGUCCCCUCCUCCGGGGGCAGCCGGACCCUCCGCCUCAGUUUCCCCCGGCUGGAAAGCGGCAGCGAAGGGGAUUCAAGCCCCUCUCGGCCUCCCGGAGCAGCCGGUUUGGGGCCGGGGUGCGGCUUCGCUGGUGGCUCGUACGAGGUUGAGCUCAUCGCACGGGGAACAACCGAGGGGCUCUGCCGCCUUCCCCUCCGCUGGUUCCCGGGAAAAGUCAGGAUGGCGAAUUCGGGACAUGCUUCCGCCAUGCUGGGUCGCCGUUGGGGGGGGGGUUGUAGCCGGCCCCCUGCGGACGCCUCCGCUAGAGAAACCUCAUUUCCGAAGGAAACGGGGCUAGAAAAAAAGCCGGCUGCCGCGGGAAGAGCCGCCGGCGAGCGACCCGAGGGCCGCCGGGAUGCACCGGGAGCUGCCCAGGAAAGGGAAGGCUGAGCGGCAGCUAUAAAUACCCGCGGCGGGGCCGGCAAGGCCGCUCGCGCGGCGCCUCGUGCCUCAGUUUCCCCUCCCGUCGGGUUGCCAGCGCGGCUGAGCCGGGGCGGUGCGACCUUGAGGUUUGCACCCGGAGCCGGGAGGAAAAACAGCCCCAGCCGGAGCCUCCCGCGUCCUCGUCGGGAGGGAUCGAGCGGUUUUCGGGGAAGCGUCGGAGCGAGCGGGUGCUCCGGGGCGGAUUUUGGCCCCUGGGAAGCCCUUUCCGGGGUCCGGCGGUGCGGCGGGUGCCGGCGUCACCCGUCCUGGCUCACCGCAGCCGGCUGUGUGCCAACGGCAGCUCCGGGUUGCACCACCCCGCGGGUGUCACAACCUGCCCGUUCUCAGCUGGGGGCUGGGGGACGGUUUGCCGGGGGGGGGAAUUAUUUAGGAUUAUUAGGAGAAUUUAUGUAUUUAGGAGAGCGGGACCCUGUAUCCUCUGGACCAGGGAGGGUCGCGGAGGCCGGGGUGCCCCCCCAGGACCCCUCGGGGGUCCCCGUGGCCGGGUGCCCUUUGGGGCUGUUUCGGGCCCGUCUGGGGCUGGGAGAGGACCCAGGAGUUCGGGCUCCCCCUCCCUGGGCACCCGCGAGGCGCAUGCUCGGCCUGCGCGCGUCAGGCCUGUGCGCACACGUCGCCGCGCGCCGCUCCCCGACGCAGCCCCGACGCCAUGGUGAGGGGCACGGGGGCCGCCCGCUCCCUUUGCCGUGCCUCAGUUUCCCCUACGAGCCGCGCCGGGCUGGGACCAGGCUGGAGGCGGGAUGAUGGGCCCCCACGGCCCCCCCGAGCCGGCCGGGCCAGGGCGCGGUGGGGAUUUUCGGCUGCUUCCGCAGCUCCCGGCCCUGGCAGGCGGCCGCGGCACGGCAGGUCGGGGCAGGCCCGCGCCGCCCAGCGCCAGGGGCGAGCGGGACCACGCCGGCGAGCUGGGGGGGGCUGGGAGACCCCCCUCGCUCAUCCCCAGCUCUGCCGCAGUGCCGCUAAUCCGGCGCCCUGACGCCACGGGGAUGGGCUGCGGCGGCACCCCAAGCCGGGAUGCUGCGGCGGGGGGUGGGGGGGGACGGGGCAGCCCCGACACCCUGGGGCUACAUCCUGCCCGGCACGGAGACACCGCGGCGAGGGCCGGGUCCCCGGGCGAAGGGACAACAGCACCUCGGCGGUGCCGCAGGGUCGGAGCAUCCUCGUCCCCGUUCCCGGCUGGUCCAGCCCCACUUCGGGGGGUCACCGGCUUCGGCAUCGGGCCGCUGGCACCCGGGAGUUUCCCAGGCGGCCGCGCGGGCGCUGGGCCCUCCCUCGGCACCGCCAAGGGCAGGAAGCGGCGGCCCGGCCGCCACGGACUUUGGACCCCGCCGGCAUUCGGAGGCGCCGGGGGAGAGGAAGGGACUUUUCCUGUUUCCCGGCACAGGGGAAAAAUUUCGAACCCUCUUUUCCGGGCCCCGGCAUCCGCUCGCCGCCGGAUUUGGGCACCGGGAAGGUGCCGGCUUUCCUCGGCAUGUUCGCAAGCCGGCCCCGCCGCAGCGUGGGGAGUCUCCGGUGGCGGAUAUAGGGUUGUGCUGCAGCCCAUCGCCAGCGGAGGGUGGACACGGCACGCAGGGUCUCCCUGCCGGGGUGGGUGCGUGCCGGGAGCUGCGCCAGGGCCGGCAGCCGCUGUCGUGGCCGUCCUGACCAGGUGCCCUGGGCUCCGUCGCUCUGUCCCCAUGGAGUGAGCCGGCCCCGGGGUCUCCGUGCUGGUCCCGGCCCCUCGCAGGAGGAACGCUGGCUGCCGCCGCGAAUAUGAGCGACUUCUGGCACAAGCUGGGCUGCUGCGUCGUGGAGAAACCACAGCCU
Molecule: messenger RNA, 2395 nt
Organism: Dromaius novaehollandiae (emu)
Lineage: Eukaryota; Metazoa; Chordata; Aves; Casuariiformes; Dromaiidae
Gene: CDC42SE1
Product: CDC42 small effector 1
Exons: 2
Coding region: 1333-2274 (313 amino acids)
Biological process (GO): regulation of Rho protein signal transduction
Cellular component (GO): plasma membrane
Molecular function (GO): small GTPase binding
Source: RefSeq, a predicted model, not a curated record